AUGAGACUUUACUUUAUUUUGGUAUAUUUAGGUAUCAUAGUGUCAGCAAGAAAACAUAAACAUAAGAAUGUGGAAGGGAACACUACGAAAGAGACGACUCAGACGAAAAUGCGAUACAUUGAGAGUGAGGAACAGGAUGUGGAACAUGUCACGUUCGUCGACACAUAUUUGGACUUUAGAGGAACCAUGCGGAAGCAAUUCGCUUUGGAAGCAGCGUUAGUGGAUCAUGCGAGGAAUAUGAUUUGUUCUCCAAUGUCUGCACUGAUGCCUUUAGGAAAAUUAGCAUUAGGAGCAGAAGGAAAAUCAGAAAAAGAAUUAUUAAAAGCCUUAGGUCUUAGCAAUAGUAAGCAAAUAGAAAGCUCGUUCGCACAUUUAAUCACAAAUAUGCAGUACCUGCCCGGAGUUACUCUGGAUGUGGCCAGCAGGAUAUACGUCGGAUCCGAAAGUACACUAAACAGAAAAUUCGAAAAACACACUAAACAAAUUUUCAAGUCGUCUUGUCAGAAGAUUGAUGCUUCAGACCCAUCGCAGACUGCAUCAAUGAUUAACGAUUGGGUAUCAGAAAAAACACGAGGUAAAAUAAAGAAGUUGGUUCGAUCAUCAGAUAUUUCAAGAGAUACUUCUCUAAUUUUGGUCAACGCCAUCUACUUCUACGGUUCUUGGAAUAAUCAGUUCAGCAGGACAUACACGGACGACUUUCAUUCACCAUCAGGAACACACCGUGUACCAAUGAUGACACGGCAAGGGACAUACAAUUACUACCAAUGUGAUACUUUGAAUGCUCAGAUCGUCGAAAUUCCUUACGAAGGAGGGCAAUCUUCAAUGGUUAUAGUUCUGCCAUACAGCAAGAAUGGUCUAGCAGUACUGCUGCGAGCUUUAAAACUAGCACCCGAACUACUGAACCAAGCUUUAGAGAAAAUGAAAAAAACAGACCUUAUAUUGUGCAUACCUAAGUUCAAAAUUGAAACGGAAAUCGAUCUAGGCGCUCUGUAUAAAAAGGUCGGAUUACGUUCACUAUUUGACGUCAGAAAAUCAAAAUUGACCGGUAUAGUUGACAACGAAAGUGUUCAUAUUUCUAAAGCCAUACAAAAAGCUGUUAUUGAAGUAAAUGAGAAGGGAACUGAAGCAGCUGCUGUUUCAGUGUUAUUUGGCCUUGGAAGUUCGCCUCUGGGACCAAAUGCUAUAAUAGUUAACGCUAAUUAUCCAUUUUACUUCAUCGUGUCAGCCAAUAAGGAACAACUGUUUGUGGGCACAUUUUAUAAUUAA
Spodoptera littoralis (African cotton leafworm) is the source of this 1266-nucleotide messenger RNA. NCBI's taxonomy places the organism in Eukaryota, Metazoa, Arthropoda, Insecta, Lepidoptera, Noctuidae. The record is from the annotation of a GenBank genome assembly.